GCCGAGAAGCAGAUAAAAAGACAGACAGGUGAUGAAGAUGUUCUCCUCCUCGCGCCUCCUCCUCCUCCUCCUCUCCAUCAGCGCCUCCUUCAGCUUCUGCUCCGCCGCUCAGAGAGACUCCAAACUCCGCCUGCUGCUGCACCGAACCCCGCUGCUGGGCUCCAAACAGGACACGUCCCGCUCCUCACUGACAGAGAUGCUCCUGUCGGACCUCCUGCAGAUGGAGAACGAGGCUCUGGAGGAGGACGGGUACCCUCUGCCUGAAGGAGAACCUGAGGACAUCCGUCUGGCCCUGGAGCGGGCCGCCGGAACCGGGCCACUGCUGGCGCCACGAGAGAGGAAGGCCGGCUGCAAGAACUUCUUCUGGAAGACCUUCACGUCCUGCUGA
Molecule: messenger RNA, 388 nt
Organism: Nematolebias whitei (Rio pearlfish)
Lineage: Eukaryota; Metazoa; Chordata; Actinopteri; Cyprinodontiformes; Rivulidae
Gene: sst1.1
Product: somatostatin 1, tandem duplicate 1
Exons: 2
Coding region: 32-388 (118 amino acids)
Biological process (GO): regulation of cell migration
Cellular component (GO): extracellular region
Molecular function (GO): hormone activity
Source: RefSeq, a predicted model, not a curated record